AUGUCUGGCUACGAUGUCGAACACAGCAUCCCGGCUGAGAAGAAAGAACAGCCCCGCCGCCGCCCAGAUCUAUCAACCUUCUUCGGCACUCUCGACCUAGUAGACACAUCCGGAGAUCGCCAACCUCAGAACGAACAUGCACUACCACUCCCACGUGACAUCUCGGCAGCCUUCAGGAACCUCGCCAAUGCCUUCGAUAUGAUGCGUGGAGGUGCUGCCACGGCCCACGAGCAAGGACACAAUGAGCUGCUUGAGCAGCUGGUCGAGAGUUUGAUGCAGAGUGCCGAGCACCCACCUAGUGAAGUGCAGGGAGUGAGCGAUGAGUUUAUUGAGCAGUUGGAGAGGAUACCGAAGAAGAGUCUGAAGGAGGAUAUGAGUUGUCCUAUCUGCAGUAACCCGUUUUUGGAAGAUACGCACCCUCUCGUCGUCCGUCUACCAUGCCACAAGGACCAUCUCUUCGACCUUGAAUGCAUACAACCUUGGCUGAAGCUCAAUCCGACAUGCCCGCUUGACAGACAGGUCCUUGUCAAGAAGAAGCCACCACCUCCUCCGCCAGCAGACGACGAGGAUGGCGAGUAUGAUGACAUGUAUGCAUGA
Recurvomyces mirabilis is the source of this 597-nucleotide messenger RNA. RefSeq lists its product as uncharacterized. Gene Ontology annotation, cellular component: cytoplasm. The coding region runs from base 1 to 597 and encodes 198 amino acids. The record is from RefSeq and is a predicted model, not a curated record. The transcript is spliced from 3 exons. Lineage: Eukaryota; Fungi; Ascomycota; Dothideomycetes; Mycosphaerellales; Teratosphaeriaceae. Gene Ontology annotation, molecular function: ubiquitin protein ligase activity. Gene Ontology annotation, biological process: protein ubiquitination.